CGCGGCCCCCGCCGCACACUUGCCCGCGGACGGCCGCCCAGACACACGUACUGUACACACGAGCGGGUGGCGGGGCCGAGACACGCCCGCCGCGCGGCCCCCGCUCGCCGCCGCCGCCGCCGCCCCCCGGCGCUGCCCGCGUCCCCACCCGCCCGCCUGCCCGCCGAGCUGGUCCAGCCGCUGCGAGCAUGCACCCGACGAGCUAGGAGGAAGCCGAGCCCCGCGGGAAGGACCGAGAGCCGGCCGCGCCAGUCGCCCGCCCGCCGCGGGCCCCUCCCCUGUGGGCACCCCCAGCCCCACACCCCCCCACCUUCCUCAGCGGUGGGGGGGUGCGGGCUGCCGAACGGGGGCCCCGCCGCCCCGCAGCCGGGACAGCCCCUCUCCCCGCCCCCGGCGCCCUCCCCGGCCCGGCCGGCCAUGGAUCUGACCAGUAGCGCGGGCGGCGGCGGCGACCCCCGGCAGAUCGAGGAGACCAAGCCGCUGCUGGGGGGCGACGUGCCGGCCCCCGAGGGCACGAAGAUGGGCGCCGUGCCGUGUCGCCGGGCCCUUCUGCUGUGCAACGGGAUGAGGUACAAACUGCUGCAGGAGGGCGACAUCCAGGUCUGUGUCAUCCGGCACCCGCGGACCUUUCUCAGCAAGAUCCUCACCUCGAAAUUCCUGAGGCGCUGGGAGCCGCACCACCUAACGCUGGCCGACAACAGCCUGGCGUCCGCCACGCCAACUGGGUACAUGGAAAACUCAGUCUCCUACAGCGCUAUUGAAGAUGUUCAGCUGCUGUCCUGGGAGAAUGCCCCGAAGUACUGUUUACAGCUCACAAUUCCUGGGGGAACUGUCUUACUGCAGGCUGCCAACAGCUACCUGCGGGACCAGUGGUUCCAUUCUCUGCAGUGGAAGAAAAAGAUUUACAAAUACAAGAAAGUCCUGAGUAACCCAAGCCGUUGGGAGGUUGUCUUGAAGGAGAUCCGAACUCUGGUGGACAUGGCCCUGACAUCGCCCCUGCAGGACGACUCCAUCAACCAAGCCCCACUGGAAAUCGUCUCAAAACUGCUCUCAGAGAACACAAACUUGACUACCCAGGAGCAUGAAAACAUCAUUGUGGCAAUCGCCCCUCUGCUGGAAAACAACCACCCUCCGCCAGAUCUCUGUGAAUUCUUCUGCAAGCACUGCAGAGAGCGGCCCCGGUCCAUGGUGGUCAUCGAAGUGUUCACUCCCGUGGUCCAGAGAAUCCUCAAGCAUAACAUGGACUUCGGGAAGUGCCCGCGACUGAGGCUGUUUACUCAGGAGUACAUCCUUGCCUUGAACGAGCUCAAUGCGGGGAUGGAAGUGGUGAAGAAGUUCAUUCAGAGCAUGCACGGCCCCACAGGGCACUGCCCUCACCCCCGGGUCCUGCCCAACCUGGUGGCCGUGUGCCUGGCUGCCAUCUAUUCCUGCUAUGAAGAGUUCAUCAACAGCCGUGACAACUCCCCAAGCCUGAAGGAGAUCCGGAACGGCUGCCAGCAGCCCUGCGACCGGAAGCCCACCUUACCUCUGCGCCUUCUGCACCCCAGCCCGGACCUGGUGUCUCAGGAAGCCACGCUGUCCGAGGCGCGGCUCAAAUCGGUGGUCGUGGCCUCCAGCGAGAUCCACGUGGAGGUGGAGCACACCAGCACUGCCAAGCCGGCGCUGACGGCCAGCGCGGGCAACGACAGCGAGCCCAACCUCAUCGACUGCCUCAUGGUCAGCCCUGCCUGCAGCACCAUGAGCAUCGAGCUGGGCCCCCAGGCUGACCGCACGCUCGGCUGCUACGUGGAAAUCCUCAAGCUGCUGUCGGACUACGAUGACUGGAGACCGUCUCUGGCCAGCUUGCUUCAACCCAUUCCAUUCCCCAAAGAAGCUCUCGCACACGAGAAGUUCACCAAGGAACUGAAGUAUGUGAUUCAGAGGUUCGCUGAAGACCCACGACAAGAGGUGCACUCCUGCCUGCUGAGUGUGCGGGCCGGCAAGGACGGCUGGUUCCAGCUCUACAGCCCCGGAGGGGUGGCCUGCGAUGAUGACGGGGAGCUGUUCGCCAGCAUGGUGCACAUCCUCAUGGGCUCCUGUUACAAGACCAAAAAAUUCCUGCUCUCCCUGGCAGAAAACAAGCUGGGACCCUGCAUGCUCCUGGCGCUGAGGGGCAACCAGACCAUGGUGGAGAUCCUGUGCUUGAUGCUGGAGUACAACAUCAUCGACAACAACGACACACAGCUGCAGAUCAUCUCAACCCUGGAGAGCACCGGCGUGGGGAAGCGCAUGUAUGAGCAGCUGUGUGAGCGGCAGCGGGAGCUGAAGGAGCUGCAAAGGAAAGGCGGGCCCACCAGGCUAACACUGCCCUCCAAGUCCACAGAUGCAGACUUGGCUCGUUUGCUGAGCUCUGGCUCCUUCGGAAACCUGGAGAACCUCAGUUUGGCCUUCACCAAUGUAACCAGUGCCUGCGCUGAGCACCUCAUCAAACUGCCUUCUCUCAAGCAGCUGAACCUGUGGUCCACUCAGUUUGGAGACGCCGGCCUGCGCCUCCUGUCGGAACACCUCACCAUGCUCCAGGUGCUGAACCUGUGCGAGACGCCUGUCACCGACGCUGGCCUGCUGGCCCUCAGCUCCAUGAAGAGUCUCUGCAGUUUAAACAUGAACAGCACCAAGCUCUCGGCUGACACCUAUGAAGAUCUGAAGGCCAAGCUCCCCAACCUGAAGGAGGUGGACGUCCGCUACACGGAGGCCUGGUGAAGCCCCCUCGGCAGGAAGGAGUUGGCGCCGAGACACUCAACUCUUGACUAAUUAGCCGUAGAGCGGCCGGUCCGGGGUCCCACCCGGCACCCUGGCUGCGAGAUAGAUGGGGGAGUCUUUCUGGGGGCAGAG
Molecule: messenger RNA, 2871 nt
Organism: Phyllostomus hastatus (greater spear-nosed bat)
Lineage: Eukaryota; Metazoa; Chordata; Mammalia; Chiroptera; Phyllostomidae
Gene: CMIP
Product: c-Maf inducing protein
Exons: 21
Coding region: 418-2739 (773 amino acids)
Cellular component (GO): cytosol; nucleoplasm
Source: RefSeq, a predicted model, not a curated record